GCUUUGCUGGAGAGAACUGUGCACUUCGAAUUGUCCGAGUUAUCACCAGCCUCACUUUCCAAUUCACGCCCCACGGCUCAGAUCCAAGAAGCUUGCGAGGCACGCUUUACCGACCACAAUGCUCCUUACUUCCGUUGUUAGCAUCUGCUCCCUCGCACUUUUGAGCAUGGUUUCGACUGCAGAGAUCCAGACGGUUCCUGUUCCUGCCACAAAGCUGUGAGCUGACAUGAACAUGAUGCCGCCACCGCAACAGCAAGAGCGCCACUUGGGUUUCUGGGACUGGCUCGUUGAGAGCCCCACAGCUGCUCCUGCAACCCCGACGCCAAUCACCAACACCUACGCCAACGACGACAAAGGCUUUCAGGGAUUCGACUGGACACUUGGUGGAGACAAUACGAGACAGUGAGCUCUAUGCGUCUAGUGAUGUUUCAUCUUUGCAAAACAAAUAUUCGCAGGAAACUAGAGGGUUGGGCUGGUAGUGACAAUUUUUUGUGAGACGAUACCGGUAUUGAAAACGAUUUUUGC
Phytophthora nicotianae INRA-310 is the source of this 525-nucleotide messenger RNA. RefSeq lists its product as hypothetical. The record is from RefSeq and is a predicted model, not a curated record. Lineage: Eukaryota; Oomycota; Peronosporomycetes; Peronosporales; Peronosporaceae. The coding region runs from base 227 to 406 and encodes 59 amino acids. The transcript has a single exon.